GAAAACUUAAGUCUGAAAAAUAGCACAAGGGGCUGAAUCCAGGACUUUUUAUUGUUGCUGCUAUUUCCUAAAGGAAUAAUUUGAAUUUUACUCUCAGGCAUUUUUCAAAAACCCACCAGGUGGACGUGGCCCCUAAGGAUGGUGACACCCUUCUGAGAAGCAGGACCCUGGCACAGGACACGGGGCCAGGUCCCCUGAGCCCGCACCUGUCUCAUCAGCAGCUGGCGCCCCCAUACUCAACUCCAGAUGAGACGUCUCCCACCGUAGGACGAAAUAUUUGGAGAAUAUGAAAGUGUCACUCGGAGCUGUCCAUUUCAUGGCGCUGCUGAUGUCCUUGAAGGCCGAUAAGUGCACUGAGCGUGAAGAACAAAUAAUUUUAACUUCAUCUGCAAAUGAAAUUGCUGUUGGUACCUGUAAUCUUAACUUAAAUGAAAACAUAGGUCCUGUGAUUUGGUAUAAAGACGAUGACAAGACACCUGUAUGUACGGAUCAGAACUGCAGGAUCAAUCAGCAGAAAGGAAAGCUUUGGUUUGUCCCUGCUAAAGUAGAGGAUUCGGGACAUUACUAUUGCAUUGUAAGAAAUUCAACUUCCUGUUUCAAACUUAAAAUAACUGCACAUUUUGUGGAGAAUGAGCCUAACUUGUGUUAUAACACACAAGUUAUAUUUAUGCAGAAACUGCCCAUUUCAGGAGAUGGAAGACUUGUGUGUCCUCAUUUGGACUUUUUUAAAGAUGAAAAUAAUGAGUAUCCCAAAGUGGAGUGGUAUAAGGACUGCAAACCUUUACUUCUGGAUGAUGCGAAGUUCAUUGGCAUCCAGAAUACGCUCCUUAUAAAGAACGUGGCUCAGGAGCACAGAGGGAACUACACCUGCCACGCGCUGUACGCGUACUCGGGGAAGGUAUAUGAAAUCACACGGACGAUAGAGUUCCUUACUCUAGAGGAAAACAAGCCCAACAGACCUGUGAUUGUGGAUCCCAAGAAUGAGACCAUGGAGGUGAAGCUGGGAUCCAAGAUAGAGCUGAUCUGCAAUGUCUCGGGCCAUUACUCUGACUCUGUGUACUGGAUGUGGAAUGGGUCAUAUAUUGCUUAUGAUGACCCAAUACUGGUAGAAGACUAUUUUUA
This is a messenger RNA of Chinchilla lanigera (long-tailed chinchilla), 1122 nucleotides long. RefSeq names its product interleukin-1 receptor type 1-like. Gene Ontology annotation, molecular function: interleukin-1, type I, activating receptor activity. The record is from RefSeq and is a predicted model, not a curated record. NCBI's taxonomy places the organism in Eukaryota, Metazoa, Chordata, Mammalia, Rodentia, Chinchillidae. Gene Ontology annotation, biological process: regulation of inflammatory response; signal transduction.